Molecule: messenger RNA, 510 nt
Organism: Nicotiana tabacum (common tobacco)
Lineage: Eukaryota; Viridiplantae; Streptophyta; Magnoliopsida; Solanales; Solanaceae
Product: auxin-responsive protein SAUR22-like
Biological process (GO): response to auxin
Source: RefSeq, a predicted model, not a curated record
AUGGGACGAACUCUGGGCUGGAAGGGCACCGAGGGAUGGCUGACCCUGAUGAGAACUGGGUAUGAGUACCUCCAGCGGCCUGAGAAGUGGGUGGUGCGGCCUAAGCCGAAACCACCUGAGCAAGGCCAGUGCAAACUGUCAAUAUUUGAGUCAAACCCUCUUGUAGGCCUGGAAUCUCAAUGGGCACAGCUGGUGCCUGAGCGGGUUCCACCGGCUCAACUACAUUUGGAAUCUGCUCCUGAGCUAGAGAAAAUGGUGGUGCUAGAGGUGCUUCUCCAACUGCUGAAUCAUUCAGAUGUUCCAAAAGGACAUUUUGCAGUUUAUGUGGGAGAAACAGAGAAGAAACGGUACGUGGUUCCAAUUGCAUACUUAAAUCACGCUUCGUUUCAGGAAUUGCUUAGGAAAGCAGAAGAAGAGUUUGGGUUUCAACAUCCUAUGGGUGGUCUCACUUUACCUUGCAAUGAGGAUGCAUUUUUUCAUCUCACUUCUCGAUUGAACACUACUUUAUGA